GUCGUGAAUCUAACACCCGAUAUAAAUAAUUCACUGAAAUAAACUUUACCAAUAAAUUGUGCGUCGUUUGAGGGUUCUCAAUAUUUAUGUAGCAUAAGUGUGCGCCUAUUAGUUUUGUUAAAAAAGGGAAAAAUGUUAUUUGCGAAAUUUAAUGUCGAUUUAUUUAAAAACUACUGAUCUCAUAAUUUAAUAAACGCUAAUCGAUUGCGCGUCAUUUGUGCUUGAAGUUCAGCUACUAUGGUAAGCAGAGUUUAUUUUGAAAUUAUUACUAGUAAUAAUUAUGUACUAUGAACAUAUUAUUAUCUGUGAUUCAGCAAUAGGGCUCGCGUAUUUGUAAUAUCAAUGAAAAAUUAAGUAGUAUAUAUCAUUAUUACUAAUAAAUAAUAUAAAGAUAAAUUCUGCUUAUCAUAAUAGCUCAGUAUUCAAACACAAAUGACGCGCAAUCAAUUGGCGUCAAUUAUAUUAUGAUAUUUUCAGUAGCUUUUAGAUAAAUCGACAUUGAAUUUCGACCUGCACCCGAAAAAAUUUUCCUUUUUUUUAACAAAACUAAUGUGCUCACAAUUAUGUUACUUACAUAUUGAGAACCCUCAAACGACGCACAAUUUAGUGGUGAAGUUUGAAUUAGCGGAUUAUUUAUGUCGGGUGCCAGUUUCACAUGAUUCAGAAAUAGAUAGUAUUGACCAUAGAUUACUAUAUGAUAUUAAUAGUUCACUGUUAAUAAAUAUAACCUAAAAUUCAGUAAAAACGUUAAAAUCUGGCAUGUGGAUAUGAUAUGUGCAGACUGCAGAGGAUUACUCCACAAUUGCACAAGUAUUGCGGCUUUGACGUUUUUACAAAAUGAACGUAUUAGAACUAUACAGUGGAAUUGGAGGAUUACAUUUGGCUUUGAAAAAGAGUGGAAUAAAAGGUGAUGUUGUUUGCUCCAUCGAAAUAAAUCCAUCUGCAAAUAAAGUUUAUGGGUAUAAUUUUCCAAAUACUUUUCUUUUAAAUUACAACUUAGAAAACCUUACUGCUGAGUUUGUUAAUCAAUUAAAAGUUGAUACUAUUCUUAUGUCUCCACCAUGUCAACCGUUUACAAGAAACGGUUUGAAGAAAGACGUUCAAGACCCUAGAACUAGCUCGUUUUUACGAAUUUUAAGCCUACUUCCACAUACGACAGUGAGGAAGAUUUUGAUUGAGAAUGUAAAAGGUUUUGAAACUUCAGAAAUGAGAGAAAAGUUAACAGAAACUUUGAUGCAAUGUAAAUUUGUAUUUCAAGAAUUUAUUUUGUCUCCGUCACAGUUUGGAAUACCCAAUACAAGGCACAGAUACUAUUGUUUGGCUAAAAGGAUCCCAGAUAGCUUUUCAUUUCAGACAGGGCCUUUGAUGACUAAAUUACCUGGCAUUGCUAACAUGGACAUUCAGUUUUCAUUAUCAAAAAUUGUGGAAGAAAAUGCAAGUGAAUGUUAUAAAAUUUCUGACUAUAUCCUAAGAAAAUAUUUUAGUGUAAUGGACAUUUGUGGAAUUGAUUCAAAAAGAUCUUGUUGUUUUACAAAAGGAUACAGCCGCUAUAUACAUGGGACCGGAAGUGUUUAUUCAAAUAAAACAGAGUUUGAAGUGACUUCAGUUCUGAAUAAUUUAAAUAAAUGCCAGAUGCAGCAAGAUAAAGACUUGAAACAAAUAAAAGAGUUAAAUUUACGGUUUUUUACUCCUAAAGAAGUUAGUAGGUUAAUGUGUUUCCCAGAAAAUUAUAGUUUCCCAUCAGAAAUUUCAGAUAAACAAAAAUAUAUGAUGUUAGGUAACAGUGUUAAUGUGGCUGUGGUAUCAGAACUAAUGCAACUUUUAUAAAUUCAUGAAAGGCAUUUUAAUGAAAAACUGUUUGAGAAUAAAUAAUACAUGAAAGGAACAUUUGGCAAGGAGUAAUACAAAAAAAAAAGGUUUUGCUAUCAAUCACAUACAUUACUUUAUUUUCAGAGGAAAACAAUGUGAAAAUAAACAGGUAUGCAAUAGUUAUUAUUUAAAAAUUGUCAAGGAUGAUUACCCCUUUUAGAAUUUAAGAUUUUCCUUAAUUGCUAAAUUUUAAAACCCUUUGAAGAACUUCAUGACCAUUUUUGUUUCAAAGAUGCAGAUAAAAAGUAAAAAAGUUCAUAAAUGUAUGUUUGCAUAUGUAGUUAAAACGGUACUUUUCUUAAUGCACAUUUCUGUACCACUUUUUAAUGCUUUUAGUACUAAAUGAAAACCAUUCUUUAGUUAAGACUUCAAAAUUAAAUGACUGAUUGGUUUCUAAAUACAUCUCACACCAAACAAUACUUAAUCAAUCAAAACAAUGCUCUCUUUGAUAUGUAAUUGAUAAUUAUUAAAUCUCAGUAUUGGGUCGCCAAACAAUAGAUCCGAAAAUUGCCGGGGGCUCGAACUGACAGCCCUUGGAUGACUAUGGUCACUAAUCAUGAUCAAAGUUAAAAAGAAUUUAAGAAAAGAGACAAUCAAAAUAAGCAUAGGCUUAUUGAUUACAUCAAAACAGAGGAUAGAAAUCUAUUAUUCUUUAAAAAUAAGUCACCGCAGCCCAAUUAUUAACUAAUACUCCCGUCCAAAGACUUGGACAAUUGAAAAAGGCCAGAUCACAGUGAUGAUACAUUUUGAGCAUUUUUGUGUUACUUUGUACACAUUAAAUUAAUUACCAAUUACAUAUCAAAGAGAGCAUUACUUUCAAAAAUUUGGUACCAUUUGGUUUGAGUAAUGGUUAGAAACCAAUGAGUUACUUGACUUUAGAAUGGCCCAUUUAUUCUAUCUAUCAUCUGUUUGUUUACUUAAUAUUUUCUAACUAACAUUUUAAAAAUUAUUUAGUUUCUUCCAUUUUAAUGUUUUUAACCAUGCUGUUUUUGUAUAUAUAAAAACUAUCAAUAAAAUGUUAGUUUUUUAAUUAAGGUAAUAAUCUAGUAAUCCAUCUUAGUAAAUUAAAACAUUACUUACUACUUAAUUAUAUGGGAAUUUUAUACUAUUCUACAUUUUUGUACAAAAUUGUGAUGUACACGUAGGAGUAUUAGAAAAAAAUUAAGUCAAUACAUCUAAAUAUGCAUGAUAUCUUGAAAAUCCGAAAUAAUUCGCAUAUUUAAAUGAUUUGUAAAUUAAAAUACCAGUAAAGUGUAUUUAACUAAAAAAAUAAUGUUUCUCUUUAUACUACAAUAUAUAAUGUAUAAAUAUUUCAUUGAACAACUGCAUGCAGAUUAGCAAUUUCAAGCAUUAAAAUAAAUUAUAAAGUUAUGACUUACAGCACAGAAUAUGGUCCCAAAGUACUACUGUUAUCAUUUAAAAAUAUACCUUCAGUUUUCAUUAUGUAAAAAUUGUCUUGUAGAAAAAGCAUAUGAGUAAUUUUAUUACAAUUGAUGAAAUAGAUGAAGUAUUGUGAAACAUUAUUUGAUAAUUAACAGAAUAAAAAGAAAUAAUAGCUUUCAAUGUUUCAAAAAAUUGUUAUUUUUAUGCUUGCUUCAAUGUCCUGUCUUUUUGAAGAUAGUACUAUUUGUACUUUUCAGAACGACGUACGACGCCGAAACAAGUAGAGAUUUAAUAAAAAUCUUUAGAAACAUUAAAAAGCUAAUAUUUCUUAAAGUUCUUUUAAUUACAGGAAUUAUUAAUAAUUAAUUGAAAAUAAAUGUAUACACCUA
Molecule: messenger RNA, 3641 nt
Organism: Agrilus planipennis (emerald ash borer)
Lineage: Eukaryota; Metazoa; Arthropoda; Insecta; Coleoptera; Buprestidae
Product: tRNA (cytosine-5-)-methyltransferase
Exons: 3
Coding region: 838-1827 (329 amino acids)
Molecular function (GO): methyltransferase activity
Source: RefSeq, a predicted model, not a curated record